Lucilia sericata (common green bottle fly) is the source of this 2855-nucleotide messenger RNA. It is a transcript of the gene RabX4, whose product is annotated as ras-related protein Rab-13. NCBI's taxonomy places the organism in Eukaryota, Metazoa, Arthropoda, Insecta, Diptera, Calliphoridae. Gene Ontology annotation, molecular function: GTPase activity; GTP binding. The transcript is spliced from 5 exons. The record is from RefSeq and is a predicted model, not a curated record. Bases 332 to 976 code for a protein of 214 amino acids.
AAUCUUAGUUGAAUCAUACUUUUGCAAAAGCGGUGCAGAAAACAAGUUGAAAAUUUUGUAAUUUAAUAAAAAUAAAUAAAUAUUAAUUGAAUAUAUUAAUAUAAAAACUUUAGACGAAAAGUUAAUGAAAUAAAAGUAAAAAAGACUUAAAUAUUAAAAACUAAAUAAAUACAAAAAAUAUCCUUAAAUUUAUUGAAGCCCUAAAUACGUAUUUGUAGCAAAGAAAAAAACAAAGUUAAUAUUUCCUUGGUAUCCUUAUCGUACAUUAACGUUUUAUAUUUUUUUUUUUUUUGUGUAAUUCUGAGUGACACAAAAACAACUAAAUACAAUAAUGGCACUGGAUUUUGUAGCCACCUAUAAAGUUUUAGUUCUGGGCGAUUCCAAUGUCGGUAAAACUUGCAUCGUUCACAGAUAUUGUGAUGAAAAAUACUAUGACACAUACAUCUCUACCAUAGGUAUUGAUUUUAAACAAAAACUUAUUAAUUUGGAUGGUGUACCUAUAAAAUUACAAAUUUGGGAUACAGCCGGCCAAGAAAGAUUUCGCACUUUAACGACAGCUUACUAUAGAGGCGCCAUGGGUAUUUUACUGAUGUACGAUGUUACCAAUUUAGAAAGUUAUAAUAAUUUGUCAUAUUGGUUAAGAAAUAUACAAGAGAAUGCUUCACCGGAUGUAGUAAAAGUUUUGGCGGGUAAUAAAUGUGAAUGUUCGGCUACACAAAGAAUGGUGGAUAAAGAGAGAGGGGAAAAGAUUGCCGAAAAUUUUGAUAUGCCCUUCUUUGAGGUUUCUUGUAAAAAUAAUAUCAAUAUAGAGGAUGCUUUUCUAUCAUUAGCUCGCAAAAUACGUGAACAAAGAGAAAGAAGAGGCGAAAAUUUCGAUAAUGACGAUAAACCCCAAGAGAAGAAAUCGCCUGGUUCAAAUGGUUUGGGUACUUUUAGUCUUGCCAGUUUAUCGGAAGCAAAUCGCUGUUCCUGUUAAAUAAAUUAAGCAUUAAGAGUAACAUAAACUUUCAAAUAUUUUUUUAAGCAAAUACUUAUAAUACACCUGCAGAAAUUAGACGUAUAAAAAUUAUGUCCAAAAAUAAAAUAAGAAAAAAAAUAUUAUGUUAGCAAGUUUUAUCAUGUUACAUGUAUUAUACGAUUAUGAAAUAAUGAAAAUUAGCAAAAACCAAAAAUAUCUAAAUCUUAAACGUACAGAUAAUGCAUUUUUUUUAUCAUAGUUGUUUAUUCCGUUUUUUUCCAUAAACUAUGUUUUAAAUAUAUUUAAAUAUAAUUUUGUGAAAAUUUCGAUAAUUACACUUAGCGAAAAGUUUAAAUAGCUUGUAUAAUAUUAUACAAUAGUUAAAUUUAUGCCACAAAAGUUUAAAUAUUAGUAUUAGAAAAAAGAUUUCAAAAUUACUAAAAACAAAAUAAACAAUCAUACAUAGAAAAAGGAAACACUCCUUUUGUUUCAAAAUUAAUUUUAGUUUCAACACCCUUUUAGACCCAUGUUUGACUUGUAAUCAAAAAUUUUAUACUAUUGUACUACUUUCAAUAAAUUUUUCGUAGUUCUUUUGCUUUAUUACGGACUAUUUUCUUUUCACAUAAUAGUUCUAGAUUAAACUAUCUGUUUCAAAACUAUACUAUAGCAUCGGGACAAAAUAUUUAUUCGGGGAAUGAAUAUUUGUUUUGUAACUAAACUUUAAUACAUUUAUAUAAAAUUAGACUUUAUUUUUUCCAACUGCAAAUGUUAACAUAGAAAUAUAAUUUUAAACCGAUUUUUAUAAGUUAUUUCUAUAUUUAUCCAAAUUUUUAGGAAUGAUAUACAUUUAAGCCUUCAAACUUAAUUCAGAUUACUAUACUUUUACUAGCGAUCUGUCAGAACACCUUCGAAAUUUGUUAACUCUGUUAGAUAAAUCGAAAAAUAUGGCAGUAUAUGUAUGUAAGUACUCUCCUAUAUUCUCCCCUUAACAAUCCUAUCAGAAUUAUAGCAGUUCUUUUCGAAUUAAGCCUAGUAGUACUCUGUUCAUAUUUGAGAACAAUGUUAUAUGCAUAUUUUAUAUGUAGUUUGACAUCAUUCCUCACGAAAUUUUGAACAAAGUACCUAGCUUUAGAUUUAAUUGAAAGUUAUGAAAUUUAAGUACAUAAUUAAUAAAUUUAAUGGUAUUAAAACAACUCAAUAUAUUUUUUAAAAAUCGCUCAGAAAAAUUGCACAGCAUAUAAAUUUUUGUAGAUAUACAACACAUAGUUUUAUAAUUAAAAAAAAGAAAAGUUUUAAAUAAGAAAAAUUUUUUAAGCAAAAAUCUACUAAAAUAGAGCUUGAUUCCAUGUACUUAGAAAUAUAAAAUAUAGCAAAUAAAAUCCGAGAAUAUAGCAAUAAUUUCCGGUUCAACAAUUCAAAGCAUAUUUAUUUUUGCUAAAAGAAACUUUAGUCCAUAACUAAAAUAGAUUUCAAUAAAAAAUCCUUUUUAAUUUACCAAAAUAUUUUGCUAAUAUAAACAAAACCCAUCGAAUUAUACUAAAUAAUUUAGUUUUCUUUAAAUGCUAAGUACACUAUUUUAAAAGAAAAAAAUUUUGGUUUUAUUUGUAUGUAUGUAUUUUUUCUCUGCAUUUAAAUUUAUUUUGCUAAAUUAUUUAUGUGAUUAUUUUAUUUUUGUAAUUUCGUAUAGUAAUGUAAAUAUCAACUUUUCUUGACAUAUUAUUUUAUAUGGUCAAUUAAAAUUUUAUCAUUAAAACUUAUAUUAAUACAUGCAGAAUAUAAAUGAGGUAUUAACAUAUUAAAUCAAUAUAUUAACAUAAUGAAUUCUAUAUAAUCUUAAAUACAUAAGUGAGAUUUUUAUUAAUUCUAUGACAAAUAUGUCACAUAGAUAAUUUUCUAA